AUGAGCAGCCCCAACGACCGGAAAUACACCGAAUCCCACGAAUGGCUCAAACUCGAGGGCGACACCGUCACCCUGGGGAUCACGCCCUUCGCGGUGAGCGAACUGACCGAUAUCACGUACGUCGAGAUGAAGCCCGUGGGCAGCGAUUUCGGCGCCGGCGACUCCGUCGGCGAGGUCGAGUCCGUCAAGGCGACGAGCGACAUCUACACCCCCGUCGGGGGCGAGGUCGUCGAGAUCAACGAGGCGCUCAACGACGACCCCUCGCUCGUCAACGAGGACCCGCUCGGCGCCGGCUGGCUCGUGAAGCUCAAAGUCGCCGACGCCUCCGGGCUCGACGCCCUCAUGGACUCGGGCGCCUACGACGAGAAGUACAACGGCUGA
Molecule: messenger RNA, 381 nt
Organism: Symbiodinium necroappetens
Lineage: Eukaryota; Dinophyceae; Suessiales; Symbiodiniaceae
Source: the annotation of a GenBank genome assembly